Messenger RNA from Phyllostomus hastatus (greater spear-nosed bat), 7626 nucleotides. It is a transcript of the gene RAB22A, whose product is annotated as RAB22A, member RAS oncogene family. The record is from RefSeq and is a predicted model, not a curated record. The transcript has 7 exons. Gene Ontology annotation, molecular function: GTP binding; GTPase activity. NCBI's taxonomy places the organism in Eukaryota, Metazoa, Chordata, Mammalia, Chiroptera, Phyllostomidae. The coding region runs from base 287 to 871 and encodes 194 amino acids.
GUGGGCGGGGAGGUCAGGUGACCCGGCCGGCGUCCCAAGAUGGCGGCGGCGGAGGCGCUCGGGAGGCCUCGGAGCCGUCCCGGCUGCUGAGACGGUCCCCGCGCGGCUGGCGGCGGACGGGCCGGGGCCGAGGGCCGGCGAGCAGGCGGUCGUCGCCUCUACGCGCCCCGCGGCCGGGGCUGGGCCGGGCGGCGGCGCCGGGGAAUGCCCGUACUGGGCCCGGCCUGUCCCUCCUCAACUUAGGGCGGCGGCGGGCGCGGCGGGCCCGCGCCCAGGCUCCCGGGCCAUGGCGCUAAGGGAGCUCAAAGUGUGUCUGCUGGGGGAUACGGGCGUGGGCAAAUCAAGCAUUGUGUGGCGGUUCGUGGAGGACAGCUUUGACCCCAACAUCAACCCGACUAUAGGGGCAUCUUUUAUGACCAAGACUGUCCAGUACCAAAAUGAGCUACAUAAAUUCCUAAUCUGGGAUACGGCUGGACAAGAACGAUUCCGUGCCUUAGCGCCCAUGUACUACCGGGGGUCGGCCGCCGCUAUAAUUGUUUACGACAUCACAAAAGAAGAGACGUUUUCCACGUUAAAGAACUGGGUAAAAGAGCUUCGCCAGCACGGCCCACCUAAUAUUGUGGUUGCCAUCGCAGGAAAUAAGUGUGAUCUUAUCGAUGUGAGGGAGGUCAUGGAGAGGGACGCCAAGGACUACGCCGACUCCAUCCACGCGAUUUUUGUGGAGACCAGCGCCAAAAAUGCGAUAAACAUCAACGAGCUCUUCAUAGAAAUUAGCCGGAGAAUCCCGUCCACCGACUCCAGCCCGCCGUACGGCGGGAAGGGCUUCAAACUCCGCAGGCAGCCCUCCGAGCCGAAGCGCAGCUGCUGCUGACCGAGCCUCCGCCUCCCCCCGCCCCCCGGACCCACGACGAAGUAGGUGGUCCUGAAAGCUGACACGAGGGCUGGGGGCCCACCGCCAGGCUUCGCCGGGCCGGGCCGGGGUCUCCUUCGUGCAAGAAAGAGGCGCGGAAUCGGUCAGCCCUCUCCUCGGGGAGGGCUGCAGCAGUGACACCCCGUCUGCGGACCGGGCUGCGCGGGGGCUCCCUGCUCCCAGGGGCCCCCUCGCUGGCUUUGACCUUGCGGAAAGGAACACGUAAUUGUAUGGAUGGUAGGAUCCAACUGUUGAGUAGUUUUAUAAUCAAGAUUUCAUGUAACAUUUUGUAAAGGGAAAACGAGCACUUUCUGGUUCUUGAGAGAAAGAAGACCUCGUGGAGAUUAUAAUCUCCGUGGUUUCCCAUUACCGCGCUUCUGGGGAGUUGUAUCAUUUAAAAUGGGGUGGGGUGCUGUUAAGUGGAGGGAUGGCAAUUAUUACCUGAGGGUGAAUUGGUCAUUUACGGGACGGAUGGAAAUGAUUACAUCCGCCAUGUCCAGAGCCCUUCCCGCCGCGUACGUCAGCCCAGACGCACUCGGCGGGUCCCCGGGAACCACGGCCGCGCUCGCUCCCGCCGUGCGCCUGGGCCCUGCCCUGUGUGUGUGUCCCCAAAGUCAUCACUGGCGCCUCCUGUCACAAGCUCUCGUGACCAGGAUGGCGGUGGGGAGAAGCGGCCUGGAAUAAACCGAAUGGCAUGUUUAACCUGACCAACUGGCUUAAAAACGAGGAAAAAGAAAGUGAUGUAAAUGCUGUCAAUUUUUUAUUGAACCCAAAUAUUUUGGUGGUGAAAACAAUUAUCAGUUGCUUAGCCUGUGUAAAGUUAUAGCCUAUAUUUAUGAGACUGUUGCUUAAAAAGUAUAAAUUAUGUAAAUACACGAAUAAAUUCUGUUUCAUUCCACGUAACCUUGCCCGCUUUGCACACGCCCAACCCCCUCGUGGGCGGGAAGCGCUGCAGGCACAUGGCCGUGCGCCAGUGAGCGCCGUGCGCCGAGGUCUCUCCGCCCCUCCGCCCAGCCCUGCCCUGCAGAUCCCAUCUGGGGGGCGUGAUGUGGACAGAGGCCACUCGGCGGCCAGGCUGGCCCUUCUUAGCCUCGGGGGGAAUAUUAAGCCUGAGCUCAAGUCACCUACCUGGUCUUGGUGUGAAGUUUCUUUCUGCUCCCACGGCAGCCCCAGACCAACUGUUGGAAGAGAGCUUUCCUUGCUAACAACUUAGCUUGUCUCUCCAUUUCCUCCCCCGCCCCCGCCUCUGUCAGUGGUCAACACUCCUUUCCCUCAGGGAGCCCAAUGGGGUUUCAGUGUAACCUAAAACUGAAGCACUGAAGGGACGUGGUGAGAAUUCGUUCCUGGUCUAACCGGGCGCCCUUCCAACCUGAGUGUCGUAAGGGAAGGAGAUUCACAAGAUUAAAUAGGAAGUGAAACAGCUUGAAUUUCAAGCUAAAUUGUGUUUUCAGAGCUCUCCUUAAACUGAACAGUCGAAACUUUUAAAAAUAAUUGUUAUUUCUUUGUGUAUCCCACUUGAUAUGGGCAGAUUUUAAUGGGAAAAUUAUAACUCAGAUGAAGUAAAAAAAGAAGAAAAAACAGUUCCUUACUCUGGUGACUAUCUUAAGCAUUUGAAAUUGUUUAUUUUCUUACUGAAAUCAGACGGAAGGAGCGUAGUUAGUGAACAUCCUAACGUGGCCUUGUUUAAAACACGUGUGGACGCCGUACGCCCGCGGCACUUGGCUUCCUUCGCAGCGUGAGCUCGGAGAGAAGGAGGGGGGUUCCCAGGACUGGGCUCCUGCACCUGGAGGUGUCUGAACCGUGUUUCCUGUGCGCCCGGAUGGGCUGGGCGCCUGGCCGCGGCGCGAUGCGUCCCUCGCCUUCCCUCUCUGGGCCUCUGUCUCCACGACAGCAAAAUAAAAACAGGUUGCUUGACUCAUUCCUGCAGGGGCAGUGCGUGCAUGGCCCUUUCUCUCCUGCUUCACCAAAAGAUGACACAGACCUGUGACCUUCCCAGUGCUUCACCAUGUCUGGGUGCGCAGGGGAAAGCACACGCUUGCGUGCCGCCCCUCGCCGACGGGGCGCGCGAGUGCCUCUGCUCCUGCCGUGGCGCUGACUGUCCGGCCCCAGACAGACCCGUCCCGGCAGCCCGCAGCCGGUUUCUUGGCAUUUCUGCGGCACCUCCCGUGCGGAGAGAGUGUCCCCUCUGGUCGGAGCCCGUGUUUACCCAGAGAACGGGUGCCGUGCGGCUCUGCAGCCCGGCUGCUCCCCUGCUCGGCCGGGGCCUCUUGCCCCCUCGUGGCCAGCAGCCGCCCCGGACAGUGGUGCGACACCGUCUCUCUCGCGGUGUCUUUUCGCUCCUCACCUGCAGCGCCAGCGCGCUCUCCCCGAUGCGUAGUCCCUGCCCGGGGGGGACAGAGCGGAAAACGCUUUCCUUCGUCUUGUUUGCUUAUGAAACGCGAAGAUGAUUAUUCAGGCCUGAAGCAGUGUUUUAUCUUGAACACACUUUGGGUGUCAGCCUCACUGAGCCACGAUCUAACACACAUUUCACGUGUUCCUGAUUCGUGUUCCUCAGGAGAAGGGCCAGCUCUCAAGGAGCUGAGGGGUAACCCAUCUACAGAAGUCUUCUUUUGGUUCCCGUAUGACACGGGGCCAUUUUUUUUAAUGUUAGGGACUGGAAAGAGAAACACCAUUAAUUAGGUAGCUGCAAAUGUGUAUUGAUUCCUCUCGGAGACACUGAAAUAAGCUCUUUGCAGGUGUCUAAUCCCAGGAACCGUGGGUCUCCAGAAGUCUCUUUACACACAAGUGCUUCUCUGAUCCUCUGAUGGCUAAUUAACUACCAUUUGGUGAUUAAAAGAACAAAGUAAGAGUGUGAUCAAGUGCCCUUCACUGUAAUCUCUCUCUUAAGAAGUGACUGGGGAGAAGGGCCCCUGUGCAGGCCCUUCAGGUUCCAAACGAACCCGUCACCGGCCUGCUCACCUCCAUCAGGGCCGGGUCUCCACGCCGCGACGGGAAGACGGUGUCCCUGCAAAGUGACCGCUUCUCUUGCCCGCUUAAGCUUCUGCUUGAAGCGCCUGCCCCGCCCCCGCCCCCCCCCCUUGGAAAGGAUGGAGACUUUUGCUUGAGAGGCGUGAUCUCCUAGGGGCUGGUGUCGUCCUUGAGGCUAUCAGUUUUCAUCAUUUUUAAAUAUAUAAAAAAGGGAAAGAAAAUCACGUGUCAUUUCUCAGCGUCUCUUUGAGUCUGGUCUUUGUCUCUUUUCUGUGCUCCAGAAGGCAAGUGAGCAUAGGAGGCGUUCUGGAGGGAACCGGGAGAGGCUGCCGUGGGCUUCGCCCGGUCGCUGGCCGGCCCGCAGCUCCCCCGCGGCAGGGCGCCCGCGCGGCAGGCUCGGUGCGGGCCCCGCUGUGCCGGCGGGCAGGUGGGCCUGGGAACUCGCAGAGGCCUUUGCUCGUGUGCAUCUGCCACAUUCUGAGAGAGCAUCGCAAAGGAGGUUACACUAAUUCCUAUACGCCUUCCUCACUCACUGCUUCACAGCUGAAAACGUGACUCGUGGCCCCGCAGGGCGUGAGAUAGUGGCGCAGAGCGUGUUCUGUGCGUGACACAUCCAGGUGUCUUUGCAAGAACCCGUGGCCGUGAUGAGGGAGUCCGCUCCUUCUGGAGAAUGGUUCACGGACGUCCCUCCGCUCUGGUCUGUCCUAGGUGCCUGCCUCUGCACUCUUGGGGGGGCGAGGGCCCCCACACUCCGGCAGGCUGCCCUCUCCAGGCACCCUGGGCUGUCCUCAGCGUUCCUCCUGACCUCCUAACAAUAAGCCAGGCAGGGUACACCCGUAAAAAAGCCUUUGUUGUUUCCAUUUGUUUCAGAGGGACUGGCAGCACGACUGCUGUUUACUGUUCACUUCAAGAGACAGUCUACCUCUUAACGGUUAAUAUUUUUUAAAGAGAGAAAUGGAAUGUAUCUUCAAGGGUCAAGUUGUUACUGCAUUCCUGCCUUCAAUUAGCUGAGUCCAUCAGAAAUUUUCAAAUAACUCAAGGUAAUGUUUAGGAGCUAAAGAAUAGUCCAGGCAACAGCUUCUGCACACGGUGGGCAUUGCGCCGUGCCGCUCUGAAAGGGGGGGGUGGGGGUGGGGCUGAGCUCAGGGCUGAAAGAAACAGCCUCUGCCAGCUUGUCUUGACAGCGGAGUUACUUGUCCUGACUUCCAGUAAUAGAAAUCCAGGCAAUUGGGUCAUCCGGUUUGCAAGAAACAUUGAUGGAAUUCUGGGGCGUUUGUCCUGUUCUUUGUGCAAGUGAAAGUCUAAAAAAGAUUAGAAGGGUAUUACAUUUUCAGGAACCUCCACUCUUUCAGUUCGAGAGAAGGACCGGUGAGAGGCUUGUGCUGAUGAAGUUUCAUUAGACAUAAUGAAGAAAGUGAGUAAAUAGAACCAAGAAUGUCUGCAUUUCUCAGUUUGUCUUUCAGGGUUCUCUCAACAUAUAGGAAAAUUAUUUACUUCCCAAAUUGAGAAGGACUUCCAGGAGAAUAGAUCAACCUUAAUUUGAUGGUCUGCACCAUCAGAAAUAAUAUCUGUGUUCUUUCAUUUUAGAAUAGAAUCAAUUAUGGAUAUGCUAGAAUAUUUGGGGCUGCAAAACAAAAAGAUUCAGAGGUUUAAUAAAAAGGAAAACCUUCAUCUUUCUGUUACGUUGGAAAUUUUAGAUAGUGAGAUUAGAAUGUGUCAUUAGUAGAGACUGGAAUAAAAAUCAUGGAGCCUUAAAUGUAACAACAACAACAAAAGAAUAUUCAAUUUAUUGCCAGUUCAUUUUCAGAGACGUACAGUGCCCGGUGACCCACCAGAAUGUUUCAUAAUUGAAACAAACAAAAUUCUGGGUUGCUUCCCAUGAACUGGAAUUCAAGUGCCAAGAAUUGAGCCAAUUAAUGGGAAAUCCUAAGACAGCAAUGAUUUUUUCAAAGAUCCUUCUUUAAUUGGCAGUUUUGAACAGUAGACCUUAACUGUUCUUCAUCAUGCAAAAGUAACAAAACAUGCCGGUUUUGAUGCCACUUCUUGAUUCAGGAACUUCUCCAUGUUUCCAGAAGCAAUUUGUUUAAUAUCAGUGCUACUUUGGAGAAAAUUCUUUUUAAAACAGCAGUUAGUGCCCAGGGCUGAUCAUUGUUACUCAGAACUGAAAUUGCCCAGGAAACUCCCUCAAAGUCUUGCCACGCGGUCGGAAAGGCCAAGGGAGGCGGGGCCGGGGCCGGCGGGAAGUGCACCUGCCCACUCACGGACACGGUCGGCACGUGGCGGCGUGUGACCUCAGUUUGGGGCUUAGUCCUCAUCUCGUUGGUCCUCCUUCAUGGAUGUUUUCCCUGAACUUACCUGUGAGUACUCAGCGUUACCCCCGAGCAUUUGCAAAAGCAGAGCUCGAGUCCGCGUGCCCCGUCACUCUCCACGUGCAGUUAUCACAUAACAUGAAACUUCUCCUUAACCUCAUGGACCACGCACAUGUCGUCACAGAGACUGGUCAGUACACCGCGGGCAAAGCAGCAGCCGGCUAGUCAGGGCAGCCGACGGGUGGCUCCGUUUUUCAAACCAUGUCUUGUACUGUGUACACACGGCUGUAUUGUUCCAGAAAAGAUUUUCUUCUUCACUCCCAUGCAGCCCCGUCUGCCCACCAUCUCACUCCGCUGUCAGUCGUGCCUCCGGCCUUCUCAGAGAGUGGAUGUCCUGCCUUCUCUGUGGUCGAUCGAAGCCGCUUUCUCGCGUUAUUUCUCUCCUUCUCAUUUUGCGGUGGUCUCUCCCUUAAAGGCGCGGGGCACCGGCCACCUCCUUAGCGCCCGUGACAUUCCUUGCACUGCCUUCCGUGCAGACAGAGGUAGGGUGUGCUCGCCACGUCCGCCCAGGGAGGCGAGACACGGCCAGGGCCGUGACAAAACACAGCUAACUGUGGGUGCAGAACUCCCCUAUUUCCACAGAGGCGGGGGCAACACUAACUUCACAGUGGCAACAGGACCAAGGGACAAAAUGCGUCCUACCAUAGGCGAGGAGAUGGCGUGUGAGAACUUUGCUUAGUCUGUCAUAGAGCGGCUUGCCAAAGGACGUAACAGGUCCAAGGGCAUAGUCUUGAAGGGAAACAGCUACGGAGUAUGGAAGUGAGCCUAGACAUUAAAUUAAAAAAACAAAAAAAAGUGAAUCCGUCAUACCAGCAAUUCUUAUUUCUCCUAAGAAUGUCAUGCCUCUUCGAGACCCGAUGCGAGGGGUAAGACAUCCGUGCCUUUUUAUAAUAGUGUCUAUUAUGAAAAGAGGAAAACGAAUGGCUUCCGGUUCGGGCCGCUGGUAGCACCGUCCACAGCCCAGAUCCGCCGCCGUGGCUGCCCUGCAUGACGCAUUGCUUGAUUGCCUGUGAUGAAAUGUCGUCCUGACGGUCUGCCAAGCUUCUAGGGAUGUUUAAAGACUUUAUUUUUGCAGUCAUAACCUUGGGCUGGACCUGAGUCUGCAGAUAAACCAUAUGGUGUCUGUACUGUUUGUAGAUGCGGAUAAAAGAAAACUAGAUCUUUGGGGUUUUGUUGUAAGAUUUUUCUGUUUUCACUUGUGCUGGUGGUAGGUAGUUCACCAGUGGUGGUUGACUGGGUAUACUUUAAAACUGUAUUGUUUUAGCUGGAAUAUUCUGUCUUCAACUUUUAUAGAGGGUCACGUGCUAAGUCACUACAAAAUUUGUUGUAUUGUAAGCAGGGUGUAAACGUUUUGUUAAUAAAAGGCUAUGUUUAUAAGUA